UGGCUGUGGCCAGUGAGCAGUGGGCCAUGCCGGGGGCAGUGGAAGCCCCCGCUUGGAAGCAAGCAGAGGACAUUAGGGACAUUUACGACUUCCGGGAUGUUCUGGGCACGGGGGCCUUCUCAGAGGUUAUCCUGGCAGAAGAUAAGAGGACUCAGAAGUUGGUGGCCAUCAAAUGCAUCACCAAGAAGGCCCUGGAGGGCAAGGAGGGCAACAUGGAGAAUGAGAUUGCUGUCCUGCACAAGAUCAAGCACCCCAACAUCGUAGCCCUGGAUGACAUCUAUGAGAGUAGGGGCCACCUGUACCUCAUCAUGCAGCUGGUGUCAGGCGGGGAGUUGUUUGAUCGCAUCGUGGAGAAAGGCUUCUACACAGAGCGGGACGCCAGCCGCCUCAUCUUCCAGGUGCUGGAUGCCGUCAAGUAUCUACACGACUUGGGCAUCGUCCAUCGGGACCUCAAGCCGGAGAAUCUGCUCUACUACAGCCUGGAUGAGGACUCCAAGAUCAUGAUCUCGGACUUUGGCCUCUCCAAGAUGGAAGACCCAGGCAGUGUGCUGUCUACUGCUUGUGGGACACCAGGAUACGUGGCCCCUGAGGUCCUGGCCCAGAAGCCCUACAGCAAGGCUGUGGACUGCUGGUCCAUCGGCGUCAUCGCCUACAUCCUGCUCUGUGGUUACCCCCCCUUCUAUGACGAGAAUGAUGCCAAGCUCUUUGAGCAGAUUUUGAAGGCCGAGUAUGAGUUCGACUCUCCUUACUGGGAUGACAUCUCUGACUCUGCCAAAGAUUUUAUCCGGCACCUGAUGGAGAAGGAUCCAGAGAAGAGGUUCACCUGUGAGCAGGCCUUGCAGCACCCAUGGAUUGCAGGGGACACAGCUCUGGAUAAGAAUAUCCACCAGUCAGUGAGCGAGCAGAUCAAGAAGAACUUUGCCAAGAGCAAAUGGAAGCAAGCCUUCAAUGCCACAGCUGUAGUGAGACACAUGAGGAGGCUGCAGCUCGGAACCAGCCAGGAGGGGCAGGGCCAGCCAGCCAGCCACGGGGAGCUGCUGGUCCCAGCUGCAGGGCCAGCAGCAGGCUGCUGCUGUCGAGACUGCUGUGUGGAGUCGGGUCCAGAGCUUCCCCCUACGCUGCCCCACCAGCUCUAGGCCCUGGAGCUAGGGUCAGGACCCCCUGCCUGGGCAGGGUUGGGGGCAUUCUAAUCCCCUUCCCUAGCCCUCCCCACUCCCUCUCCUGCUUCUCCAUUGCAUUUUCCAUACAAAAGUUUCUAUUUUAUUGUUCCUUCUUGUAAUAAAGGAAGAGGAUAAAACCA
This is a messenger RNA of Elephantulus edwardii (Cape elephant shrew), 1300 nucleotides long. RefSeq names its product calcium/calmodulin-dependent protein kinase I (gene CAMK1). Gene Ontology annotation, biological process: peptidyl-serine phosphorylation. Bases 27 to 1136 code for a protein of 369 amino acids. Gene Ontology annotation, cellular component: intracellular anatomical structure. The transcript has 11 exons. The record is from RefSeq and is a predicted model, not a curated record. Gene Ontology annotation, molecular function: calcium/calmodulin-dependent protein kinase activity; ATP binding; calmodulin binding. Lineage: Eukaryota; Metazoa; Chordata; Mammalia; Macroscelidea; Macroscelididae.